Sphaeramia orbicularis (orbiculate cardinalfish) is the source of this 3920-nucleotide messenger RNA. RefSeq lists its product as uncharacterized. The transcript is spliced from 19 exons. Bases 7 to 3096 code for a protein of 1029 amino acids. The record is from RefSeq and is a predicted model, not a curated record. Lineage: Eukaryota; Metazoa; Chordata; Actinopteri; Kurtiformes; Apogonidae.
GAAGUCAUGGUUGAUGAGCAGAUCUGUUCUUUGAAUCAUCUCAGAAGCAACAAUCACGGCACAGAAGAGGACUGGGUUUCCACUGCACAAAGAUUAUCACGGUGUGGUUCACUUCAUGAAAUGUCUGGAUUCAGCCACUUUCUUCUGAGCCUGUGUAUUUCAGCAUGCAUUCUCUGCAGUUCCACAGCAUGGUAUGUGCACAUCCCAAGGUAUAUCAACGCCCUGAAGGGUUCUUGCCUUGUUAUCCCAUGCAGUUUUGACUACUAUCAGCAUCCACCCACUAGACCAAAUCGUGUUGUGUGGUACCAGUAUGUGAACCAUGGGUAUCCUUUGGUUUGUGACGACUGGUACCCAAAUGAUGUCAUACGCAUAUUUAAAGGGAAGACCAGGGUAUAUACAGCUGACAGGAAAUGCACUCUUAUGAUCGACCCCGUGACCGAGUCUCACCACAGCCAGAAGAUCUACCCCUGGGUGGAUCCAGAGAAUGUGGGGAGAAGUACUUACCGGUUCUUUGACACAGCUGUGACAAUUCAAGUACAAAACAGUGCAAAUCAACCAUCUAUCGUGAUCACUGGAGAUAUGAAAGUGGGACAAUCUGUCACAGUGCAAUGCAGUAUUUACCACACCUGUAGUAUUUAUCCACCCACCUUGAGUGUCAACAUCCCACUGCGGAGCCACUCACUUGUUCAUCAGAGCCUGUCUGAUGGUACAUCCAAAACUACUUUGACAACCAUUUUGUCCAUAGAGAAGGACCAACAGACUAUACAGUGCUCAGCCCGACACAGAGGUGGCAUCACUCAAACAGCAUCGACCACCCUAAAUGCACAAUGUUCUGUUUUUCCACUCACCAUCACCAAUGCUCCUCAUGAAUUUCUUGAGGGAGUCGCAAGCUCAGUGGUCUGCACUGCCUCAUACACAUGCCCUCAACAAGCUCCAACUCUUACAUGGAACUAUGACAACAUGCCGGCUUCCACCAAAUCUACCCAAAGUGGGAGUGCUAAGUGGGUGACUGUUUCCACACUGAAACUGACAGCAUCAGCCAAGGAUCACGGAAAGAAUUUGAUAUGCUAUGCUCACUUUGAUACUGGACGGAGGCAGGACACCAAAAUCACCAUACGUGUAAAAAGAAAUAUGGUGUCUCGUGACUGGUCCUUCAGCGCUCCUGGAAGUAUCACAGCCAUGAAAGGCUCCUGUGUUGUCAUUCCAUGUACAUUCACUUACAAAACCUCUCAACCCGCUGGCCUCCAGGUUAAAUGGUAUUUGUACAACACAAACGCAUAUCCGCUUGUCUACGACACAAGUGGGACUGUGGUCAGUAAAUUUAAUGGCAGAACCAGCCUGAUUGGAUCAGUGAUGGACGGAAAUUGCAGUCUUAAGGUUGAGAGGCUCGAGAUGACACACAACCAGGACAGAGUUUAUCCAUGGGUAGAUAAGAACCCAGUUACCUCCUACCAUACCCUGGGUAGCGCAUUUUAUGAUAAAACGACUCUAAUUACCAUAUCAGACCAAGCACAGGAACCACAACUGAAUAUCAUUGGUAUCCCAAGAGUGGGAGCGCAAAGCAGAGUGUCUUGCAGUGUGCAGCAUACAUGCAUCUAUGCUCCCCCCAUCCUGACUCUAAGUGGUGUAACAGGACAAGACAUCAUCAAGGACACACUGGUAUCUGAUGGAAUUUGGGAGAGACGCAUUGAACGAGCUUGGACUGUAAAAGAGAAGGACCAGAGUGUGACAUGUAGUGUUAGCUACAGUGGUGGCCAGAAAGCCUCAAGUGGCCUUCAGUUAAAUGUUGAAUGUCCAUAUGAAGACAUUAAGAUGAUUCACCCACCGGUUGAGGCCACGGAGGGUGUGGCUAAGAGUGUCGUUUGUUCUGUUACCUACAAGUGCAAGAAAAAUACACCAAACAUCACAUGGAACUUUGAAGAUUUGCAGAGUUCUUUAUCUACAAAACAACUCUCUAUUGAGGAUUAUAAGACAGAGUCAAAUCUGACCUUUAUUGGCUCUCUUGAGGAUAACGGUGCCGCAUUGAUCUGCACUGCACAUUUUGACCAUGGGGAGACCUCCGACUCUCAAACCCUUCAAAUAAACAAAUAUGAGCCUCAGAUUGAAGAAAUUGAUGCACGUGAACAUGACACUGUUUGGAACGCUGACGUCCCGUUCAGGUUCAGUGCCCUGACAGGCUCCUGCGUGGUGGUUCCCUGUCACUUCCAGUACCAGGGAGAUUUAUAUUUGUCACGUGGAAUCUGGUCCAAAAAAACUGGAGGUGUUAUUUAUCAUAAUGGCCGGAGUAACAUACUUGACCAUUUCAAGGAUCGCACAAAAAUAAUAGGCAAUCUGAAUGAGGGAAACUGCACACUGGAGAUUGACAAAAUUAAGCCUUUUGACAAUGGACCCUUCUGUUUUCAAGGACAGAUAGAAAACGUCAGACACAAAUUCUACAACAGCUGUGUUUUUCUCACCAUGAGAGCUUCCCCAGAAAAGCCGGUGAUGACACUGGGUCUAACAGAAGUGGAUGCUGGUUCAACUACGACAGCUUCCUGUUCUGUCACGCACACGUGUUCGACACAUCACCCACAGUUUUCGUGGAAUGUUGCUGUUCUCACCAAUAAGGUCGAGCACACGUUGACAGCACGAGGCAUCUGGAAGACAACUUCCACCAUCUCUUUCACCGUCGCUGUAGGAGAUGGGCCUAAAAACCUAACCUGCACCGCCAAGUUCUGGGGCAACAAGCAACAAGACAGCACAGACAAUCUAAAUGUGAAGGGAUCACUGAUGUACCAGUUCAGAAGAGGUCUCCUAAUUGCUGUUCCAGUUUUCUUGAUUGUCACCGUACUUGGAGUUGUGAUUUAUAAGAAAAGGAAGGCGAUAUGGAGCAGAUUUUCCAGAAGACACCAUAAAGAGAGACAGAAUCCUCCUCCUCGGCCAGAAAAACGGAGAUCAAUGUGGAGUAGAUUUUCCAGACACCAAACAAACACUUCAGACUUCAGUGUUGGCUAUUCCAGCUCUGCCGCUGUUACCUGUUAUGAUGCUCAAACGUCUAAACCACGUUUCUCAUCCCCACAGACUGACUGGAAACCUCCUCGUCCUAAAAAGCCUUAACUGAGCAGUGCAAUGGAUCGCAAAUUGUAAGGCAAUGCUCAAGUUCUCUGAUACGUCGCAGAAUCUUCACCUGCUUUUUCAGUCACGUAGCUGAUAUUAUUCAGUUGCUUGUGUUUGUGUGUGAUUUAAAAUGAUGAUGCCCUGCCACUUCUAUAUACACAUGCCAUAAUCAGCUGUACCCAAACUGUACUCCUUUGUUAAAUAUUAUACAGCUUUUGCUUUUUAUUCCAUUUAGCAGCAUUUAAGUAAUAAUGUCUUAAUGUAAAAGCUAGUAAUAUAGAGAUUAAACAUUAACUCUUCAGAAGAUAGGUUGUGUCUAGGCUUUGAUUUAAGUGUUUCAUCUGUAAAAAACAAUUGUCUCUUAUUUUUUAGACCGAGCAGUAACAGUAUGAAUAAUUAAAAAGUGCACUCUUAAACACAAUAAAACACAGACACCAUCAAUAAAAAUACAAUGUUAUAAAACAGACUCCAAAUACAGUAUCAAUAUGAGUGAAAAUAAAGAGCAAAGUACAGUGCAGAGUGGGAAUUAUUUAAGUGACUGUGGGAAGAAACUGGACAAUGUUUUUGCUCUAGUUUUUAAUGCCCUGUAUCAUUAAGCAUCUAAUGUAGACACCUACUGUAUCUGUAGGCAGGGUGGAGAAAAGGGGACAUCCAGGGUGAGUGGGGUUGAAAUACAACUGGCUGUUUUUAGGAAUCACCUGUGUAAAUGUCUUACAUCUUUUUUAUUGGCUUAUUUUCAAGUUAUUUUACCAAAUGAAAACAAUGUGUGAGCAUGUAAUUUCCAGAGAACUUUGUUAUUUUUAAAUAAAAUGUUGUCAGAAGUG